GUUCCCUGUAGGAAUAUAGGAUACCUGAUGGCAGCUGUAGGUGAAAAGCAUUCGCUGACCCAAGAACGCAUUUGAAUUCACUUCUGGAUCCUAAUCAAUCGAGUGGGGAUUUGAGGGAACCAGAUCUCCUGUUCAUCUGAGUGGAUCGGGGGUCUCGAGAUCGUAGCCAUGCCCGUGGCAGCUUCCGCUAUUUACUUCCUCAAUCUUCGCGGCGAUGUCCUCAUUAAUCGUCUCUAUCGUGAUGAUGUCGGAGGCAACAUGGUGGAUGCUUUCCGAGUGCAUAUAAUGCAAACAAAGGAACUUGGCACUUGUCCUGUGCGGCAGAUUGGGGGCUGCUCUUUCUUUUACAUGAGAAUUAGCAAUGUUUACAUCGUGAUUGUUGUAAGCAGCAACGCAAAUGUUGCUUGUGCAUUCAAGUUUGUUGUUGAGGCAGUCACGCUAUUUAAAUCUUACUUUGGCGGGGCUUUCGAUGAGGAUGCUAUCCGCAAUAAUUUCGUUUUGAUAUAUGAACUGUUAGAUGAAAUCAUGGAUUUUGGGUACCCUCAAAAUCUUUCUCCCGAAAUUUUGAAGCUUUACAUAACUCAAGAAGGUGUACGCUCUCCAUUUUCAUCUAAGGCUGCUGACAAACCAGUUCCAAAUGCGACUUUACAAGUGACCGGUGCUGUUGGCUGGCGAAGGGAAGGUCUUGUCUAUAAGAAAAAUGAGGUUUUUCUUGAUAUUGUGGAAAGUGUCAAUCUUCUUAUGUCUUCAAAAGGUAGUGUUCUACGUUGCGAUGUCACUGGGAAGAUUCUUAUGAAGUGUUUCCUUUCUGGAAUGCCUGAUUUGAAGUUGGGAUUGAAUGAUAAAAUUGGACUUGAGAAAGAGUCACAGCUUAAAUCCCGUCCAGCUAAGAGUGGAAAAACAAUUGAGCUUGAUGAUGUCACUUUCCAUCAAUGUGUAAACCUUACAAGAUUCAAUUCAGAAAAGACCGUCAGUUUUGUUCCUCCAGAUGGUGAAUUUGAAUUGAUGAAGUAUCGUAUAACUGAGGGAGUUAAUCUUCCAUUUCGGGUUUUGCCAACUAUCAAGGAAUUGGGUCGAACACGUAUGGAAGUGAAUGUAAAGGUGAAGAGUGUUUUUGGGGCAAAAAUGUUUGCGCUUGGAGUGGUUGUCAAGAUUCCAGUACCAAAGCAAACAGCUAAAACAAGUUUUCAGGUUACAUCAGGCCGAGCGAAGUACAAUCCUUCUAUUGACUGCUUGGUUUGGAAGAUUAGAAAAUUUCCUGGGCAAACUGAGCCAACGUUGAGUGCUGAAGUAGAGCUAAUAUCCACAAUUACGGAAAAAAAGUCUUGGACUCGGCCUCCAAUUCAGAUGGAAUUUCAGGUUCCUAUGUUUACAGCAUCUGGAUUGCGUGUUCGUUUCCUCAAGGUAUGGGAAAAGAGUGGAUACAACACCGUCGAAUGGGUUCGUUACAUUACAAAAGCCGGUUCAUAUGAAAUUAGGUGCUGAAAUAAAUAAAAAGAGUGAUGAAGUUUUAUGAAUGGCCUGUGUAUGGAGAACAUGAAACACAAGUAAUUGUCUUCCAAUCUUCCAUCUACACAACCCCAUUUGGCCCCAACUCGAUGCAGCUUCUCCUUCUGCAUGAUGUACUCUCCAAGGUAAAAAGGUUUAUUUGCUGAUAGAAAGAACGUACAAAAUAUGAUUUAAGGUCAACGUUGUUCAUGGCAUGCUAUCAGUAGACACCAUUAGUUUUGACAUUCGUGUUCAGAUUUUGUUGUAUAGAGUAGGGCUCUGAUUAGGGCUGCAGUAUGAGCAUUAUUACAUUCUUUUCUAUUACAUUGCCGCAAUCCGCUCAUCGCUGAUUUUCAGAUUGUGUAAAAUCAAUGUAUUUUCUGGGAGUUGAAGAUUUUCUUGGAUUAUUGUAACUGCGGGAUAUCUGCAUCUGUGUCGCCCGUUGUGGUUCCAUUGUUUGUGGCAAAAACGUAGUAUAUUGAUUUCAAUGUUUCUCUUCUUUGC
Messenger RNA from Sesamum indicum (sesame), 1992 nucleotides. Its product is annotated as AP-2 complex subunit mu. Gene Ontology annotation, cellular component: clathrin adaptor complex. The record is from RefSeq and is a predicted model, not a curated record. NCBI's taxonomy places the organism in Eukaryota, Viridiplantae, Streptophyta, Magnoliopsida, Lamiales, Pedaliaceae. Gene Ontology annotation, biological process: vesicle-mediated transport; intracellular protein transport.